Messenger RNA from Scomber japonicus (chub mackerel), 1415 nucleotides. It is a transcript of the gene sec11a, whose product is annotated as SEC11 homolog A, signal peptidase complex subunit. Gene Ontology annotation, molecular function: serine-type endopeptidase activity. Lineage: Eukaryota; Metazoa; Chordata; Actinopteri; Scombriformes; Scombridae. Gene Ontology annotation, cellular component: signal peptidase complex; membrane. The transcript has 6 exons. The record is from RefSeq and is a predicted model, not a curated record. The coding region runs from base 128 to 667 and encodes 179 amino acids.
UUCCGGUUGAGCGCACCCGGAAGAUUUGGAUGCAAGUUUCACUGCUUCACCGUGCAUCCAUAUGCUCGCUACUUUAAACGUUUUCAUGUGAUUGGGGUGCUUUUUCUACACAGUAUUAUUUGCAACAAUGUUAUCCUUUGAUUUCCUCGACGAUGUUCGUCGCAUGAAUAAGCGGCAGCUCUAUUACCAGGUGCUGAACUUUGGUAUGAUUGUUUCCUCUGCGCUGAUGAUCUGGAAAGGAUUGAUGGUUGUCACAGGCAGCGAGAGUCCCAUUGUUGUCGUUCUCAGUGGAAGUAUGGAGCCAGCUUUCCACAGAGGAGACCUGCUGUUUCUAACCAACCGGGUAGAGGACCCCAUCAGAGUCGGAGAGAUCGUUGUCUUCAGGAUAGAGGGCAGAGAGAUCCCAAUAGUACACAGAGUACUAAAGAUCCAUGAAAAGGAAAAUGGAGACAUUAAGUUCUUGACCAAAGGGGACAACAAUGCAGUGGAUGACAGAGGUCUGUACAAGCAGGGCCAACACUGGCUGGAGAAAAAGGAUGUGGUGGGACGAGCUAGAGGGUUUGUGCCAUACAUUGGAAUUGUCACCAUUCUCAUGAAUGAUUACCCCAAGUUCAAAUAUGCUGUUCUCUUCAUGCUGGGUCUCUUUGUGUUGGUCCAUCGGGAGUGAGGUACCCAGACUUCAGGGCUCAAAAGGAUAAACUUCGUCCAGGAAACCUCAGUCAUGCCUUCAAAACAGAAUUAAAGGACCAGUGUGUAGGAUUUAGUGGCAUCUAGCGGUUAGGUUGCAAAUCAUAAUUGAGUAUCCCUCCCCUGCCCCUCCCUUUCCAAGUAUUAAGGCAAACCUAACUCGCAAAAAACUGUAAAAAGCCCUAUCUAGAGCCAGUGUUUGGUUUGUCCCCUCGAGCUACUGUAGAAACAUGGCGGUGCAACAUGGCGGGCUCCGUGGAAGAGCACCUGCUCCCUAUGUAGAUAUAAAUGGCUCAUCCUCAAGUAGUAAAAACACAACAAUUCUUCUUUUUGCUAAUUGACACUUCUACUACUUUUGAAUAUUAUGUUCCAUUUCUUCUAAGUCUGUUCUGCUAGAUGCCGCUAAAUUCUGCACAAUGUACCUUUAAGACAGACUUUGUCAAACCCAACUGGCUUUUUUGUACCAUUUGUUUGAACAUUUUGUAGAAACGUGGAUAGGGUGUUUACAUUUGAAAAAAAUUCAAGCUUUAAAAAUAUUUUUGUGAGGUAACUAGGCUAGAUUUAGUUUGAAGUCUAUCUUUAUUUGUUAUCCUCAGAAUGUGACUUAACAUUCUUUAAGAUAAUGAGUCUUGUUUCUUUCCUGUUGAAUCAUUGUCUUUGAAAAAGAUAUGUGAAGUAUUUUGUGACAACAAAAUAUGAAUGAUAUUAAAUAUGAAAUCUGGUUACCA